Molecule: messenger RNA, 2168 nt
Organism: Ogataea polymorpha
Lineage: Eukaryota; Fungi; Ascomycota; Pichiomycetes; Pichiales; Pichiaceae
Exons: 2
Coding region: 1-1377 (458 amino acids)
Biological process (GO): regulation of DNA-templated transcription
Cellular component (GO): nucleus
Molecular function (GO): RNA polymerase II transcription regulatory region sequence-specific DNA binding; DNA-binding transcription factor activity, RNA polymerase II-specific; zinc ion binding
Source: RefSeq, a predicted model, not a curated record
AUGGAAAAUCAAGACUACUCCAAAAUAACUGGUAACGGGCCACAAAGAAAACGCAAAAAAGUCAACGUGGCCUGUGUCUACUGCAGGAGGUCGCACAUGAUUUGCGAUCAAGGCCGUCCCUGCCAGCGAUGUCUGAAACGGAACAUCGGCCACCUUUGCCAUGACGAGCCCACUAAUGGAGGCCGCAAAAGUAAAAGGUCGACAAGCGCCACAGUUGACCGGUCUUCUUCCUCUCCUGGGUACUCAAACUUGGAGGAAACCCGGGCAAACAGCUCUAGUGCAGAAAAAUUGAGCCCUCUUGGAAUAUACCGUCAUCAGCCCAUCAACCCCGACAUGGUGAACUUCGACGCGACGACACCUCAACAGGCCAACCCGCGCAGCUAUCUGUCAACCAAGCCAUCAGAAACUGCAAUAAAUCAACAGCCAUUUUUCUACUCCGAACACGCAGGUUCUGAGUUCAACUCUCUUACGGAGUUCCUCUCGAUGAUCGACGAUACAGAUAUGAUAAACUCCAUCAAUUUGGACAACGAUCCGCUGCUCAACAAACUCACAGGCCUGCCUGGAAACAGUUAUCCAUCCGCUAGCUUGAACCAGAUGCCACCUUUCGAGCCUGCUUUUGAAAACAGUCUUUUUGCUAAAACGUCUAGCUCCCCAACUGUGGAAAAACAGAACCCAGCAAUAUCUGCCCAGGUCGCUCUGCCCAACAGCUCCCCCUUUGUAUCUGAUUCUGCUAGGGACAAGUUUUUCCUUACCGCAGCCGACCCGACCACCGAAAUCUCGCCAGAAGAGCGACUCAAACAGGUGAUCAAUGCCAAACUCGAGGCCGGACUCCUAAAACCGUACAAUUAUGCAAAGGGAUACCAAAGACUGCAAAACUACAUGGACAACCACAUGGCCGCAUCAUCGAGACAGAGAAUUUUGAAACCAUUGUCAAUGUUUAGACCAGGUUUCCGGGCCAUUGCCAAGGCUUUGAAAGAUAUAGACCUGAUUAUGGUGGAAGAGAACUUUGAGAGAAUGCUUUUGGACUACGAUCGUGUUUUUACCUCGAUGGCCAUCCCUGCUUGUCUUUGGAGAAGAACGGGCGAAAUCUAUCGAGGAAACAAAGAGUUCGCGUCUUUGGUCGAAGUUUCCAUCGAUGACCUCAAAAAUGGCAAGCUCACCAUCUAUGAGCUGAUGACAGAGGAGAGCAGUGUCAACUUCUGGGAGAAAUAUGGAGCCAUUGCAUUUGACAACACCCAGAAAGCUGUCAUGACUAGCUGCAACCUGCGGAGCAAGGACGGGCGGAAAAAGAGGAACUGCUGCUUCAGUUUCACCAUUCGCCGAGACAAGUACAAUAUCCCCAGCUGUAUUGUGGGAAACUUCAUUCCUAUACAAUAAACAGUCAUCAUUCGCUUAAUAGUUCAUCGGCUGUCUUGGUCGAAAAUUUGGCCUGCAGAUUGUUCAAUUUUUGAGCAUCCUGGAAGUAUUUCUGGAUGAUCUUUGCAGUGGUGUCUCCGAAACUGAUAAACUCAAACUCGUCAUCCAACGCACUUAUCGUUUCAAGACAUUUAAGGAACUGAACCGGUUUUGAGGUCGCCUGGACAAUAUUUUUGACUUGUGUAUUCACCUCUGCUACCAUUUCACCAUUUAAGUUGGACACCAUCGGGACGCCCAAAGAAUGUGCCAUAUAAAGGGUUUUUCCAAACAAUUGUUCCAAGUCCCUCUCUAUGGGCUGCAGUACAGGGUUGUGGAAUGGAAUUCUGACUCCGAGAUCGAUGCUAUGGACUCGUGUUUUCCAGACUCCUGCUUUAGCAAUCCUUGCCUUGAGCUGGUCAAUCUUCUGACUCAACUCAUGGUUUUCCCCACUAACAACAAGCUGUUGAUAGUUGUUGUAGUUGCUGACUUGUACAUCCAUCUCUCCUAGAAUUUGUGUAAUGUAUUUAUAGUGAGUUGGUUGAAAUAACAGUGCUUGCAUUGAAUAGGCCUUCCCUGAUUUCUCCACUAACUUUUCCAUUAACACACCCCUUUUGUAUGCCAAUUCGAGUCCGGCCGCAAAGGGGAUUGAGUCUUGCGCAACCAAGGCACAUAUCUCACCCACAGAGUGACCCAGCAGGAAAUCGGUGUUGUUGAGAAUAUUAUCAUUUUUCACGGCUCUGAUAAGAUGGUAAGUGAUGUACGAUGUUAGUAUC